Molecule: messenger RNA, 1547 nt
Organism: Rhizophagus irregularis DAOM 181602=DAOM 197198
Lineage: Eukaryota; Fungi; Glomeromycota; Glomeromycetes; Glomerales; Glomeraceae
Source: RefSeq, a predicted model, not a curated record
CCAUAUAAUGGCUUCUCGAGGAUUUUUUAUAAUACUAAUUAUAUUUGUAAUAAUUAUAUUUUUGAUUCACCAAAAUAAUAAUAAAUUUUUAUACUUUAAAAAUGAUCCAAUAAAUGGACAAGAACAAUCUCAUCUUUUAAAUAAAGAUAAAGAGAUUAUUUAUAUAGAUUCUUAUAAUAUAACAGAAGAAAAUUUUAUAACAUAUUUACCGCAUAGCGGAUUUCACAAUCAAAGAAUAUCAGUAGAGAAUGCAAUAUUCUUAGCGUGGCAUUUGAAUCGAACGUUAAUAUUACCGCCAUUAAUGUUUUUCAAUGGAAUACCUCCAUUUGGUAUGGCACCAUUUGAUCAAUUAUCUCAAAGAUUAUCUCAAUUAAAACCGAAUCAAAAUAAUUUUACAGAAUGUGAUCUUGAAGGAAAACAUUGUAUUACUGCGAAUUAUACUUUAUAUCAUUGGGAAGAAUUAAUGAGUAUGAAAUGGGUCAAACAACAUGUAAAGAUUGUUCAUAGAACAGAUUUUUUUGAUAAAAAUUUAUUGAAUAUUCUGAAUAUUAAAGAACAGGAAGUUUAUUAUACAAAAUGUGACGUAAGAUAUCAUCAUAGAUAUUACGAUUAUUUAAAUUCAACAAUCGGUUUGGAUGAAUUUGAAAAAAGAGUUGAUUUAGCAAAAUUGAAAAGUCGAAAAGAAAAAUUAUUUUAUUUUGGCAGUUUAUAUUCGAUAAGAAGAGUUGUAAGAGAAUUACCUGAAAGUAAAGAAUUUUGGAGUAAAUUAUCAAGAGAAUUUAUACCUGAUAACCCUAUUAUAAUUAAAAUUGUUAAUAAUAUCGUGAAAAAAAUUGGAGGAGAAAGAAAUUUCUUGGGGAUUCACGCACGAUUAGGUAACGAAUUUAGAACUGAUGAUAAUUUUAGAGGAGCAGCAAAUAAAACAAUUGAAUCGUUUAUAUUAAAAAUAUCAAAUGAUUAUAGAGAAUAUGAAAAUACUUUUAAUUACGGUAAAAGUACAGAAGUUGCGAAACAAAUUAGACAAACUAUAUUAACAUCAACAAAAUUAAUAGAAACCAAUGAAACCUCCUUCUUUGAACAAUGUUCUUCAAAAUUUACAAAUGAUACUUUACCCAUAAUAAUCUUUUUAGCUACAGAUGCAAAAAGGACUCAUAAGUCUCUUAAAAUUUUCUUAGAAAAAUUUCCCUGUAUAUUUAUGUUAGAAGAUUUCGAAGAAGAUUGUAAACCAUUAAAUUCAUUAGAAAAUCCUUUAGAUAACGUUAACAUGUAUAAACAUUUAAUUCCUUUAAUAGAUUUAAUGGUAACUUCACAAGGAAGUAGAUUUUAUGGAACUCCAUCUAGUACGUUUUCUUUAUAUGCUAUGAGAUUAAAUAAUUUAUUAAAUACUUUUGAUAGUUAGUUUUCGAUAGCUAAUAAAUGUACACAUCACUUUUAAUAAAACGAAAAGAGAUUGGCGAUUUACGAUUUUUUAUCGUUCAUCCCGUCUUUUCAUAUAAUUAUUCUGAGAAAAUAUAGUAACUAUUAUGAUAAAUUCUUUUCUUUUAAAA